Danaus chrysippus (African queen) is the source of this 2523-nucleotide messenger RNA. The record is from the annotation of a GenBank genome assembly. Lineage: Eukaryota; Metazoa; Arthropoda; Insecta; Lepidoptera; Nymphalidae.
AUGGGGUCUGUCCGAGGUGUGGUCCGGCUGACCCCGGGGGGUGCGUGCAUGUUGUGCCUGUUUAUACUGGUAACGAUGACAAACGAGUGCUGUGGUUAUGUGGAUACUGAUGAGUUUGUAAACGAUUUGGAUAGACCAAUUAAAUUACGUUCAAGAUGUAAAAACAACCUAUUAUUAUUUAGUAUUUCAUCCCAACAAAUAAACUUUUUUUUGUCUAUAGUUCCAACGGCGCAUGUUGCUGGAGUUUUGGGUAAAAAAGGGUCUUUACCUUGCGACACCCAGCCGCUCUCAGCUGAUGAUAGAAUUGCUAUGGUACUGUGGUUCAAAGAAGCUGAUUGGGAACCAUUUUACAGUUACGACGUUCGUGGACGUAGCAUCAACCAACCGAAGCUGUGGUCAUCACCUACGGGUUUCGGUUCACGAGCGUACUUCCGAGCCACAGCGACCCCGGCUAUACUUCUAGUAGAUAAUGUCGGUACAGCUGACAGCGGAGUAUACAGAUGUCGAGUGGACUUCAAAAACUCACCUACUAGAAAUUUGAGAAUUAAUUUCACCGUUAUUACUCCUCCAAAUCGGCCAAUUAUAAUGGAUGCAAAGACAAGGGACCACACUAGGCUUUUGGAACCGUACAACGAAGGAGACACAUUGGAGCUGUUAUGUGAAGUUUAUGGAGGUGAUCCGAAACCAUCUUUGAUAUGGUAUUUAGAAAAUACCAUUAUAGAUGAAUCUUAUGAACAAAAAUCAGACGGAAGAACGAUAAAUAGUCUUACAUUUCCAAGUAUUGGUCGUCAACAUCUCAACUCCAGACUAAUUUGCCAAGCAUCGAACACAAACCUGACUCCUCCGCAGUCGAAACUACUUAUAUUGGAUAUUAAUCUAAAACCACUGACAGUGCAGAUUUUGAAUAAGAACAGACACCUAUCAGCUGAUAGGAGUUACGAGGUGGAGUGUAGAACGAUUGGUUCACGACCAGAGGCGCAAAUAACUUGGUGGAAAGAAAAAAAACCAUUAAGAGGCAAAGCCAGAAAUUAUUCCGAUACGAACACAACCACAAGUGUUCUUGUAUUCAUACCUGAAGCUGAGCAUCAUGAUAGUCAGCUGACAUGUCGGGCUGAAAAUACGAGACUUGAAAAUUCAGCGAUAGAGGAUACAUGGAAGUUAAAUGUACAUUAUGUUCCCGUUAUAACUCUGAAAUUGGGAUCUAAUCUAAAUCCCAGAUAUAUAAAAGAAGGUGACGACAUCUACUUUGAAUGCAGUGUGCAAUCAAAUCCAAAAGUGACGAAAUUAUCUUGGUUCAAAGAUCAGUCUAUGAAAAUCCAACAAAAUCCUAGUUCGGGUAUAAUUCUAAGCGACCAAAGCCUCGUCCUUCAACGCGUCAGUCGUAAUGCCUCCGGCGACUACAUCUGUUCAGCACAAAACAGUGAAGGCAGCGCAUCGAGUAAUCCUGUUUCGUUACAAGUUAGAUAUAGCCCAGUUUGCAAGUUAGACGAGGAACAAGUGUUUGGAGCGUCGCUACUCGAGCCGAUCGAGUUAUCUUGCGUCGUAGAUUCAAGUCCACAGCCGACAAGCUUUGAGUGGAUGUUCAAUAGAGAUGGUGACCAUAGCGAGUUACCACCGAGCUUAUACAACGUGUCUGGACACACAUCAGUGCUUCGGUAUAUUCCCAGUGAAGAUAAAGACUUUGGAACAUUAUCUUGUCUGGCCACUAAUUCAGUUGGGAGGCAGGAAAUUCCUUGCGUCUAUAGUAUAAUUGCUGCAGGACGACCGUCAUCUUUAAAAAAUUGCAGCAUAGUCAACGAAAGUGUCAAUAGCAUUUUUGUGGAUUGUAUUGAAGGAUUUGACGGAGGAAUAAGUCAAGUGUUCACUAUGGAAGUACUGGAAUUACCUUCGUACACUAUGCGAGCGAACAUAACAUCAAACUCAACGCCCAAUUUCGAGGUGACAGGUUUAAACCGAGGUUUGAGUUACGCUCUUAAUCUUUAUGCGAGUAAUCCUAAGGGUCGCAGUGAGAUAGUUACUGUGUACUCAGUGGCUGUACGCUCUCCGGAUAAGUACACAGGUGUGGGCAGUACAUUCAGCUUAUCCCCGUUGAUAGCAUCUCUCCUCACAGUCAUAGUAUUGCUCAGCGCCGCGACUUGUGCUAUCAUAUUCGCUGUCUACCGCAGACAUUUCUUAAGACGACACGUUAAACAACCGAUAAACCCGCAUUACUUGAACGACAGUAUAGAAUCAUUGCCCAAAAAUGAUUUGACGACGUACUCGUCUUCACCGAAAGUAGACUUCAAUACGCAAUACGAACUGAAGAUCAAUAGCGAAGUUGAAGACGAUCCUGAUAUCAUCGCUGUACAUUAUGAUAAGAAGACGCUCGACGAUUAUUGUAAAUCCAAGGUUGGAGAAGGUGACACUUCCAAAGUGUUCAGUGACACUGACACCAGUGUACCGAAUACAGGGAACAUAUCAUUUGUGAACCGAGGAGUAACAGCGCGAGUAUCGGAUCUACGAGUGAGGGAAAGUUGUAUAUAG